Messenger RNA from Didymodactylos carnosus, 300 nucleotides. Lineage: Eukaryota; Metazoa; Rotifera; Eurotatoria; Philodinida; Philodinidae. The record is from the annotation of a GenBank genome assembly.
AUGUUAAAGUGUCAUUUGAUUAAUGUCGCACAACAACAACAAAUUAGUUCGAACAAAGAGGAAUUAUUAGUGGGUUCUUACAUUCUUUUCUUAUUCCAUCACAUCGUAUUUGAUGGAACGUCGACAGACCUAUUUCUCAAUGAUUUACGAGAAGCAUAUCGUACACAAACAAAACUGACACCAUUACCACUGCAGUACAUAGAUUGUUCACAGUAUGAACGUCAUAUGGAUAUGAGUGAAGCACGAAGCUAUUGGCUGCAGCAGUUAGCUGGCUAUGAAACUGAAUUACAAUUACCUUAA